UAUAAUAAAGUAUUUUUCACACAAGCUUGUUUUCUUUUCUCUUUUAUUUUCUUUCAUUUUUUUUUGUUUUGUUUAAAUGACUGUAUUAACUAAAGAACAAUUAGCUAAAUUUAAUCAAGAUGGCUGUCUUGUUAUUGAAAACUUUUUCUCGACAACUAAAGCUGAAGAGUUAAAAUUAAGAGCAAAGGAAUUAUUAGCUAAUUUCUCACUUGAAGGUCAUCCGCUGACGAAAUUUAGUACAGGAAUAAAUGAAAAUAAACAUGUCGGGGACAAUUAUUUUUUGACUUCAGGUAAUAAAAUACAUUUCUUUUUUGAGGAAGGAGCCAUAGAUGAACAAGGACAAUUAAAGGUUCCAAAGGAAAGAGCGAUUAAUAAAAUUGGACAUGGCUUACAUAUCUUGGAUCCUGUAUUUAAAUCAUUUUCAAUCAAUGAUACCAUUUCUACUAUGACAAGAGAGCUUGGAUUUCAAUCUCCUCAAGUGCUUCAAUCUAUGCUAAUUUUCAAGCAACCUUAUAUUGGUGGACUUGUUCCAUCUCAUCAAGAUUCAUCAUUUUUAUAUACUGAACCUCUUUCAGCUGUUGGAUUUUGGUUUGCAUUAGAAGAUUGUACAACUGAAAAUGGUUGUCUUUGGUUCAAGCCUGGAUCACAUAAAACUACACCUAUUCAUAAACGAUUUGUGCGUACUCCUGAUGGUUCAGGCACAACAUUUAUAUCUAGUAUUGAGAAUGAUAGCCAUCAACCUUCAGAGACUACGAUAAACGAUGAUGAUGAAUCUAGCUAUGUGAAAUGCGAAGUGAAAGCAGGAACACUAGUAUUAAUUCAUGGAAGCGUUGUUCAUAAAUCAGCUCCUAAUCUUUCUUCACAUUCACGAUAUAUUUAUACUUUUCAUGUUAUUGAAGGUAAAGCAGAUUAUUCUAAAGAUAAUUGGUUACAGCCUUCGAAUGGAGAUCCAUUCACAUUUGUAUAAAUUACCUUGUAAAAUUAAAUAGGGAUAUAUAAUUUUAUUAUGCUAAUAAAAAAGAACAAAUUAUGACUAAGAAAAUGGGUUUAGAAUAGGUUC
Molecule: messenger RNA, 1060 nt
Organism: Cokeromyces recurvatus
Lineage: Eukaryota; Fungi; Mucoromycota; Mucoromycetes; Mucorales; Mucoraceae
Exons: 6
Coding region: 77-967 (296 amino acids)
Source: RefSeq, a predicted model, not a curated record